UUUUCUACUUAGUUAGAUAUAAACAUUCGUAAGGAGUACAUGUGCACAGCGGAUUAACAUUAAUUAUAAUUUUUUAUUGUUGUUUGUUUAAUUAACAACAAUAAUACGUGCAGUGCGUAGAGUGCGCGAAACCCGAGUGUGUCGAUUUGCGAACCGCAAGAAUUGGUUGAACUCUCGCGCGCGCGGACUAAGCUUGAUCAGAGCCAUCACAAGCGAACAGGUCUCGUGUCUCGAGUCUGUUGAUCCGGCUUAAACACGUCACACACCCCACGAGGAACAGCUGAUUAAUCCUCCGCCGCGCGGUCCAUCGGCUCAACCACCCAACCAUGCUCAACAUCGAUCAUCGACAUCGUCAUCAGCAGUAGUGUGUUUGCUAUAGAUAAAACAUUGGAUAAAACAGUUGAAAAGUGCAAGUGUCAUAAGGUGUGUUUGGAUGGUUGUUAUCGAAACGAUUACUGUGACCUAGUGACCAUAUUAGUGUAUGGAAUUCGUUCCACGGGUUCCACUAACAGCUAACCAAGUCAUCUUUGUUGACAAGUUAAAAUAAGUGAAUUAUUAAGGUAUAAGAACGAGUUAUACAUAGUUGAAUUGGUUUUACCUGCGAAAAUAAAUAGUGUGAAAACAAAGGUCGGUGUUGUAAAGUGACCAGUGUUACCAGAGUAGCUGGGCUAUUGCUUUUGGUAACAACGUACGUGCGAAUAUUGUGAAAAUUUGGCCCUUUGGCGAUCCGUAUUCUGCAGACAGGAGUCCCGGAAACCCCUCAUCGGCAUAUCCGCCUGGAAUCAUCGGGCCUGCGGAACUUCAACAGCAGCAGCAGCAAAAAAUUAGCACCGUGGCGCUGCAUUCGACCGAAGCCCUAAUGGCGGGCUUUCUCAAGUCGACCGACCUGGGGCCGCAUGGUCCACACGGAUACGGCGGUUCGCACCACCCGCACCAUGGCCAUCCGCACGGACCGCUGCCGCCCGGAAUGCCUAUGACAUCGCUUGCCCCGUUUGGUUUACCACACGGGCUCGAUGCCGUAGGGUUCCCGCAAGGUAUGUGGGGAGUCAACCCACGGAAACAACGACGGGAGCGCACCACCUUCACCCGGGCCCAACUGGACGUCCUUGAGUCGCUGUUCGGCAAGACUCGCUACCCGGAUAUUUUCAUGCGCGAGGAGGUUGCUCUGAAGAUCAACUUACCAGAAUCCCGAGUACAGGUCUGGUUCAAAAACCGACGCGCCAAAUGUCGCCAGCAGCUUCAGCAUCAGACUUCCUCCAACCUCAACGGUAGUAAAUCGUCCAGCGGAGCGUCCAGUUCGUCCACUAGGCAAACCGGUUCGUCAUCUUCCUCGUCCUCGAAUACCAACAACAACGCCACAGCCACCGGUGCCGCUAGUAAUAAGAGCUCAUCGAUAGCUAACGCCAACAACAAACCAACGAUUAAGCAUACUCCGAUGAACAACCAACACAGUAGCGGCCCGAGCGGAGCGCACGGCGCGGGCGGGGCGAACGGAAGCAAUACUGGUGGAAGCAGCAAUAAUAACAGUACCCACAAUGGUGCCGCCAGUUUAGGACUCUCCCACAGUAACGCAUCGCCCAUUCUGCCGAUCACGCCGUCGACCUCGGUAAGUCCCCCGAUUAAUGUGAUCUGCAAAAAGGAGCAGCCGUCUUUCCAUCAUUCCGCCGGUAAUGAUGCGAUGAAAGUCUCCUCGGGCUACGAUCUACUGAAGGAUCCCGAGCUGAGUCUAUCGCAUCACUCGCCCUACGUGAACAUCAACUCGCGGUUAGGUCAGUCGCUAGGUAGCGGUGGCGGCGGCGGCGUCGGCAACGGAGUAGUCAACGGACCUUCCGCUGGCAACUUGACGCCACUUGGGUCGAACUCUUCGAUCAUGACCACACCCUCACCUCCGAUCACCCCCCAAACCUCACACAACCCGCUGUCGUAUGUGCCAAACCACGAAACCUACAACUUCUGGCACAAUCAGUACCAGCAAUACCCGAACAACUACAACACACCGUCAUACUACAGCCAGAUGGAUUACUUCCAGAACCAGAACCAGGGUAACUACAAUAUGGGUCACACAGGCUACACAACGUCCGCCAAUUUUGGCCUCGCCUCAACUUCUGCCCUCACCGGCCCGAUGGGGGGUCAAACCUUCAGCCCCAACAGUCUGGACUAUAUGAACCCACAGGACAAGUAUGUAAAUAUGGUGUAAGACAAGUGAGAUGCCAGUCAUUGCUCAUAUCAUAACACACGACAACGAUCAGCGUUGGGGAGAACGGUCGGUUCCUUUUGUGAUCUAUUUCGUUGUAAAAUCUACACCGUGACUCAGCUGAUGAGAUUUUACCAAUGCUUACCAUUUAUUUCCCUACCGUCUCCCCAUCGCGUUGCAGCCAUUCCGUCACCAUAUCACCCUGAGCCCAUCUUCUGGGCUCUGUCGUUCUGUCGUUUUAUUGUUUGAUGUUUCUGUUUUAACUUUUCGACGAAAAACCCCUCUAAUUUAUUCUUUAGAUUGCCAUAAGGAGAAAGAAGAAACGAUAGGCCGCCGUUUCAGAAUUUAAGCAUAUGUAUAAAGUCAAAAUAACAAAUCAAUCAAAAUUGAGGAAGAAUUGAUAUCAAAUCAUUCAUAUCAGUAUUUUUGAUAGGAUCAAAAUUUGUGUAAAGCGAACUUCAUGCAUCGUGAUCCACCAACGCCAAACGUGUAACAAGAGAAAAAAACGAAACAAAAAAAAACUCUAGAAAGGUGUAAAUCAUUGUAUGUGAGUAAAAAAGGUGUGAUCGAAAGGCUCGAAAUGUGUCGAACACCAGAUGGAUCAUUGAACAAAAAAAAAUAUUAAAAACUCACACGUGUAAAAUAGGGAUAGUUAUGUCAAAUGAAUGCAGAGAAUCUGUGCAAUUUACCUUCGGAAAAAAAAACGAACGAACGGAGAUUAGGCGAGAUGUGGAAUUCGUGCUGAGUUUUCUGCAUUUGUUUCCCUCCCUCCUUGCGUCUAGCCGAAAUACUUAAGCUAGACUUGAAUCGUUUUUUUUAAUGUUUAAAACCGGAAAAAGUUAUCUUUUCCAGAGCUGUAUUCUUUCGAGUGAAGAAAAAUCCUUUUAACUCAAUACGAAUGAGGUGAAGCAAAGAGUAGCGAACGCGAUAGAUUAGGUAUACAUAAGAUAAAAUUAUUAAAUGAAUUACAAGACAGUUUAAAAGCUAUAUAGUUGUACGUGGAUCGCUGAUCCCAGAGAUAAUGUAAGGCAAAUGCGUCCUCCCGGCCCAUGGGGAGGGCGCCGACAACAGCUUAGGUACGAAACAGUCGCAAAACCCUAUGGAAAUCGUAUGAAAUUAAAGAGCAAAAACGUGGGAACUCCCAAUUGUAAAUAGUAAAACGAUUUAUUAUAUAAUUACAUUAUCUCAAAAAAUAAAAAAAUAUAUAUGAAACUAUA
This is a messenger RNA of Toxorhynchites rutilus septentrionalis, 3411 nucleotides long. RefSeq names its product homeotic protein ocelliless (gene oc). Bases 860 to 2197 code for a protein of 445 amino acids. Lineage: Eukaryota; Metazoa; Arthropoda; Insecta; Diptera; Culicidae. Gene Ontology annotation, biological process: regulation of transcription by RNA polymerase II. Gene Ontology annotation, cellular component: nucleus. Gene Ontology annotation, molecular function: RNA polymerase II cis-regulatory region sequence-specific DNA binding; DNA-binding transcription factor activity, RNA polymerase II-specific. The transcript has 4 exons. The record is from RefSeq and is a predicted model, not a curated record.